Ceutorhynchus assimilis (cabbage seed weevil) is the source of this 1518-nucleotide messenger RNA. Lineage: Eukaryota; Metazoa; Arthropoda; Insecta; Coleoptera; Curculionidae. The record is from the annotation of a GenBank genome assembly.
AUGGCCACAGAACCGGCAGUGGCAGCUGUACCCCAAAACUUAGUUGACCAACUGAGGAGCAGCUUUUUGAAAGAAGUUGAAGCAAAGGGACCGAGCAGUGUUCAUCCAAAAGAUCUCGAAAGAGUUAAAUCUGAUGACAAAUACCUCAAAAGAUUCAUAGCACACAAUGACAAUGAUAUUGGAGCCACCCUUAAAAUGAUGUGGACAUCAUUGAAUUGGAGGAAGGACUUCCAAACCAAUGAUAUCAAUGAAAACAACAUAAAAAUGGACAUAAUAAUUAAAGGAGCUUUCUUCCCCCAUGGCAAAGACAUCGAUGGCAGAGACAUUUUAAUAUUCAAAACCAAAAUGCACAGCAAAGGAGUUGUGGAUGCGGAAGACCUCAAACGUUGCGUUAUUUAUUGGUUUGAAAGAUUAGAAAGGAUGACUGAUGGCAAUCCUAUUAGUAUAUUUUUCGAUGUGGAAGGUUGCGGCCUAGGUAACAUGGAUAUGGAAUUCAUCAGAUACCUUAUUAAUUUGUUCAAGGAAUAUUAUCCGUACUUUUUGAAUUAUAUUAUUAUUUAUGAAAUGCCUUGGGUGCUUAGUGCUGCCUUUAAAAUAAUAAAAUCUUGGCUGCCCGAGAAAGCAAUAGAAAAAUUGAAAAUGGUUAGCAAAAAGAAUGUGUUCACUUAUGUGCCUAAAACUGAAGCACUUCAAUGUUGGGGCGGAGAUAGCAAUUACGUUUUCAGUUUCAUACCCGAAGAACCACAGAAGGCUGAAAAAUCAGUAGCAGAGUCUAACAAUGUAUCUGUUAAAAAGGUUCAUUUCAUGGACGGGUCCCCGAUGUCCGAACAGGCACCAUCUGCUGAACCCAAAGAAGGAAAAUGCUCCAUUCUAGAUGGACCUCUUGCAGUCUCUCCGACAAGCAUUAUCACAUUUGUCAAAGAAGGAACAGAACUGAUAAGCACAUUGGAGUUGCACAACACCGAUUCAGCUGCUACAAUUGCCUUCAAGCUAAAAACUACUUCUCCAGAAAAAUUCAGAGUCAAACCGAGUACAGGGUGUUUGAAACCUGGCGCCAAAGAUGUAGUGACUGUUACUCUUUUGCCUGGAUUUCAACUGGGUGGUUUAUCUAAAGACAAGUUUUUGGUGAUGAGCUCUAUUUUAGAUGAGAAGGAAAUAGCAAGUCUGGAUUUAUUGGAACUAUGGAAGAACACUGGCACUAGAAAAGUGUUUCAAACUCGUUUGCGUUGCGUGCAAAGCGGCGAAGUAACCAAAAAUGGCAAUGUGGUAAUGAACCAUACCAUGACCAAUGGGGAUAACGGAGAUGGUCAGCUGUCAAAAAUGUCAUCAACUUUAAGUAAAAUCGCUGAUAAUCAAGUUGCACUUGGAACAUCGCUGCAAAGGCUACAGUUGAUUCAGAUAGGACAAUUUGUGUUGACUUUAGUAUUAGGGAUAAGCAUAAUUUAUGUAGUCAAUUCAUUCAGCAGUGCCACUUCUUCCAGUAAUAACAACUACUGUCCAGGUCCAAACACUCCGUAG